AUGUACGCGGCGGCGGGCGGCGCGUCGCUCGCGGGCCGUAAGGCGCGCCAGCACGGCCGCCAGCCCGCGCCGCCGAGCCCGCGCCCGCGCAGUCCGCUCCACCCGGCGCCCACCGGCGUCCGCGCCUACUCCUGCCAGCACUGGGAGUCUCGCCUCCUCGCCCCCCCGCCGUCGCGCCCCCUCUCCGCCCCUCUAUCCGAGCCCUCAUCGCCAUGCGAUGUCGUCGAGUGCGCAGCUGGGCGCGCGGCGUGGCAGGAGGCGGCGGCGUUGUCGGUGGGUGGCGGCGGCACGGGCGCGGGCGGCGCCGCGCGGCGCUGCUCUGUGCUCGGAGACCAUCCGGGCUCCAGAAGAGACCCCAGGGGAAAAUGGCACAGGAACAACCGGGUUCGCGACGCGUCGUACGGCUCGUCAUCGGACUCGGACGGGGAGGUGGAGGGAGCGAACGGCGACACGUGGGGCGUCGCAAGACUGCUCUACGCCGGCCUCGGCACGCUCGCCGUCGGACUCGUCGUCUACUUCGUCGGCACCGGGGACAAGGGUUUCAAAACACCAGCGCUGCGGCUGGUGGGUCCUUCGCUCAUUGUCGCCGGUCUCGCGUGCUGUCUACUGCGUAUUGCCUUUUGCAUAUUUGCGAAGCCUUGUUGUCGAAGACGGACGAACUACAAGGAGAACAGAAGACUGUCCGGGGCCGCAGAGGGGGAAGAAAUGCCUCUGGCGGGCACUGUGGGAACGGGCUCACGAGUGGGCCCCGCGCAGUGCUCGCCCGCGCGCCGUCUCGACGCCUCCUCGUGCGACGUGUCGAGCCUCUCCAGCGGCGAAGAAGACGAGCGCAUGCGCCGAUACCGCACCGCCUCUCUGCAGCCGCCCGCCGUGCAUCAGGUCACAGCACACCAAAACAUCGCGCAGCAAAGCACAUCGCAACAGCGGCAUUCGCUUGCCAGCGCGUCUGCGCAGACUCCGUCGCCGCAGGGCGCCGGUGGCGCGGGUGUGGCGUGUGGCGCGGUGGUGGCGUGUGGCGCGGGUGUGGCGGAGGCGCGCGCGGUGCCGCAGAGCGCGACGCUGGGCGCGCUGCCGAGCGCGCUGGCGCAGAGUGCCGCGUCGGGUCGACGGCCGCCGCCGCGCAACGUGUCCUUCGCCGGCGGCCCGGACGGAGAGCUCGUCCUCAGCCCCGCGCAGCUCCGCUCCUAACCCGAUAAACCCCGCCCGAAGUGACUCACGCGCUGCGACGCUUCGGAUAUCGGUUAUGUGAUUACGUGACACUCGUGACUGUUUUAAACGUUUUUAAGUGAUUUUCUAUUUAAGCUACGAGAUUGUCGAUUAUUUGCAUGUUUGGAUAUAUUAUUAUCGCAAGCUCCUGACGAUGUUCGUGAAUAUAUUUUGCUAGUACCGACCGUAUCGUGGACGCUUUGCGACUACGUUUAAUUUCACCUUUAGAUGGAAGUUGGCUUUCAAUGUCAGUAUGAAGAAAGUUACGAUAUUUUUCGUUUAGUGCUCUUAGUUUGAGUUAUUUAGAUGCUCCCGCCAUGGUUAUACGAAAGGCAUCUAGCGAAUCGCAUCGAAAACUUUUAUCUGGUCUGGUCACCAUUGGCUUCGACACGAGUGACGUGAGGGUUAUCGAUAAAGCUCAAAUUAAGAGCAGUGUCCGUGCCAGACUGCUUCGAUUGAGUGAUGGAGCGAGGUUUAAAGGAGCUGUAAGACCAAUGAAACGAGUAUUAUAUGCAAACAUUCGUGCGGUCUUUCAGCGCCUUCACUAUUUUUACCGUAGUACUCGUAUCAUAUACCUAACUAUAAGCGUUAAUUCUAACUCUGUAGCGAUUUAAUACUGAAUGUGCUAGUUCCAUCCAUAUUGAAGCCAACUGGUAGACACAUCUGAACGAGGUAUGGUUUUUCGCUCGCCGUUAGCAAAUAUAUCUGAAUAUACUGUAAAUGAUAUUAAAAUUAUAAAUAUAUUUUUUGUAGAUAUUAGGCGUCGCGGUUGGUUGCUUAGCGAAAUGUGUAGAGUUCUAAAUGAGAAGCUUCCCGUGUCACGUCCAAUAAGAUAUAAACUUACGAGUGCAUAGAUUUCAUUUUGAAACUAAUUUAUUGCAGCACUCAAAAUUUAAGCACAGGAUUCUCAACUCUAUACCGCUCGCCAUACGAUGCACGCCUAGUAUAUAAAUUAAUUUUGUUAUCUCCUUUGAGGAUCGCAUCAGUCCUUUCGGCUGUGAAACUAGAAAAAAAAUCAUAAUACAUAUUAUCCAAUAGGUACGCCAUUUCAAAAAAAGACCGUACCUCGUCGCAGUUUGGAAUUAAAUAGUUAAAUAUUAUAAACAAUUAUGUUAAAACUGCCUACUAGAUGCGAAUUUAUAUUUAAAUAUAUAAAAAAAUCAUAAAAUAGAUUUAUAACUGACAAUAAUGAUUGUUAACUGAUGUAUAAAAUGUUAUGGCGUAUGUGCGUUAAUUUGGUUUUAAUUAUGUCUGAUUGUAUUUGAGUAGUUCACGCGCCGAGUGUCCAUAUUUGUAUCUCAAUAAUUUAUUUUAAUUUAUAUGUCACUUGUAUUUACUAAAUUUUAAUGGAAAAAUGACUGACUCUUGAUUUAGUUUUAAUAUUUUUUUUCAUUCUGCUAAAUUACUAUGCAUUCCUAUUUCAUACUUAUGUAAGUAUAUUAUUAUAAACAAUUUUAACAAAAUCGUGACAAGUUCAUAGCAUUACAAGUAUCGAUAAUCUUACCACGGCCGAUGAGGGACCUCACUAGUGUGACGUCACGCGGGAGCCGCCCCCGCGCCCCGCCACAGCCCCCGUAGCUCAAGAACUCGCGCGUGGACUGUGUAUAUUUUGUAUCAUAAUAAUUAUGCUUGAUGGUCCAAUAGAAAAUUAAGUUCUGGUUGGCCUUUGACCACUUACUUUUCAUUGUAUUAAGUUAACUAAUAUCGAUGGUACAUUGACUGAUUUAUAUUAUUUUACUUGGCGUAUGAACUACAUAUAAACACCAAAAAUAUAUGAAUAUUUACAUAGUUAGCUAAUAACAUAAAUGUUGGUGUAUAGCUAGUGAUACUGUCUGACAGUGAUGUUUUUAUGUGUAAGUUAUGAUAACAUAAUACAUAAUAUGUGUGUUGCGCGUGCGUUGUAUAUGGCACAGUAUAGAAAAUACCGUUUAUAAAUAUAUUAUAAUAUAUUUUAGAAAUAUUUGCACCUUUAGUAGUGAAAUAUUAACAUGUAUAUCGCAGAUAAUAGUUAGAUUACUUGAUGGCAACACUGAAGUGUCAUCGACAACAUAUUUUGAAAAAUUAAGUUUCUAUAGACGAAACAGAUAUAUAUGUAUACAUAUUGUAAACGUUUUUGAUUAGUUUUUGUCAAUUAUACCUUCGUAAUCAAAUUAAUGUGUAGUUAUUUUGAAUUGUUUAAAUCUAAGAAUUGUCAAUUACUGAUUGUUUUCGGGAUAAGAUUACGCUGUUUUUCUUUGCUGACCGCGACUAGCACCAACUUUUACGCUUCUAAUAUCAAUGCGUUUAUACAUACAUACUACGUGCUAUAUCUACUGUCACUGAUGUUGUGUGACUCUUGCCGAACAGAAAAUCUAAAUUCUCUUUAAAAUUACACUAUUGAAAAUUUUAUGCGAUUAUAAUAUAAAAUGAAAUUAUUUUCAAAAUUAAACACCAGAAUAGUAUAAUCGACGUACAUAAAUAGAUAAUAAGAAAAAUAAUGAGCUUCAUUUAGACUAACUGGCUUAUGUAACAAAGUGUUGUGUACGUUAACGAAAUAGAUGACAUCGUCAUUCACAAUUCCAUUUACUAUUUGGAAUAUUAUGUUGACUAUCAACACUUUCUUUUGGUUUUAUUUUUCAUUAAAUACGAACUAAGCGCACAUAAAACUGGUGACAGGGUUCAUUUCAUUUUUUCUACUGGCGGACGAAUUUUCAUUUACUACUUAAUAGAUUGUUCAGCAGAAUAUUUAAACGCCAUUUCUAUUUUACGACCGAAAAUUCGUCUGCUUAUUUAUAAAAAUAUAUAGAUCGUUUUAUAAAAGUAAAUUCUACGUCAUUCAAUCUUUCGCUUCACCGUUCCGAAGACACCAAUGUUUUAAAAUUAGUUUACUAUCGUCAUUUUGUAUAUAAGCAAUGGACAUUGAGUAUUAAUAAGUUUUUAUUGGUAAAUAAUUCGAUAUUAAGUAUUUUGGUUGGAUAGGUUGUAAAAAUACGCUUGAUUUGGUCAGAUUUCUUUAACGAAUGAUGGAAAAUGAGCCUAAAAGGCAUAAAUAUGGUGCGAUAAAAUACCUAAAUGGAUUAUGGAAUAGACAAUAUCAGAGUUGGUUAUAGUAUGUUGAAUCUGAAAAUGGCGUAAAUGCGAAAUUUAAUCACAAUUUUUUUUUAUAUACAUCGAAAAACAUCGCUUGCCUAUCGUUGCGAUAUAGCAUUGUUUCAAUGUGUGUAGGCCCCACUCAUGUACGAGUCGAACGCUGAAAAAAACUUUUCUUUUAUUGUAGAUCCAGUUUAAAAAAAUUAUAAUUUUGUCUCUACUUUUUGAAAUAAAAAAAUGUUUUUAGUCGCAUUAUACGCCAUUUGAGACUCACAGUUUAUGGUAUUUGAAGUUAUUAUAGAGCAUACCAAAACAAGCUAUUAAAUGGUAACAAUGUCAGGAAUCUUUAUAGCUUUCGUCACACACAUGCAAUAUUAAAAUUUGUAAUUAAUUUUGUACUAUUAUGUUUGCUCGAAAGAAAAAUCUAUAAAGUUUCUCGAAUUUUCUAUAGUAUUGGUAUGAAAAGCAAUAAUUGUCUGGGUGCAUGUGUGUUGCAGUGGUAGAGAGCUCGGUCAGAAUGACGUCAAAGAUGGAAAUUUUGUGUUCCUUAAUUUAGUAUAAGUACCCGAUGGCUAUAUAAAUAUGAACUUUAAUUGUGAGUCAAUAAGGGUUAUUCAUGAUUUCUCACAUAAUGUAAAAACAUUUUCUUGUAUACGUGCUUCCAUGAUAAGCUUGCAUUGACAGUAAUGCUUCUUUCGUGUUUCCUAAUAAGUGCUACUUCAUAGCUUUGUACUAAGUUUAUUUGUAAGGUAAUUUUAAGUUUCAAGGCCUAAUGUUCUGAUAUCGGGCAUUAUAGCGUCACAAUAUAAUAGCGCGCUGGAAUCAAAA
Messenger RNA from Manduca sexta (tobacco hornworm), 5103 nucleotides. RefSeq lists its product as uncharacterized. The transcript has 7 exons. Lineage: Eukaryota; Metazoa; Arthropoda; Insecta; Lepidoptera; Sphingidae. The coding region runs from base 1 to 1188 and encodes 395 amino acids. The record is from RefSeq and is a predicted model, not a curated record.